UAUCAGCAGCAUCGAUGUUACAAAGAAAAUUAACAUGAAAUUUGUUAAAAUACACUGCUAAUCUAAAUAAUACUCUGCAGCAAUUAUAACAAUUGCACUGAGCACAAGCACACUUUGGGGGGGUCGCGCACACGUUCUGCCGCACCGAGAAAAUGCAUGCUGCAUCAAUGACGUCGGUGGAGGUGCUGUUGCACGAAUUUUAUCAACCGACAACGAGCAAUGCGCGCAAACGUGAAAUCGAAACGAAUCUGCUGGCGUUCAAGUCGCAACCAGAAGCAUGGCAGUUGUGCUUGCGCGUGGCGUCCAGCAACAGUUUUGCCGAGAAUCAAUUCCUUUGGUUCUUUAGUACCUCGACGCUGGAGCACACCAUCAUCCGGCGCUGGGCACAUUUGACGGCCGCAGAUCGCACGAUGUUACGUGAAACGCUAUGGAACACCUACGCACAAUUGGGGGCAGCGGCGAACGGUGCGCGACGACAUCGCGACACAUUAGCACAGUUGAUCGCACUGAUGGGAAAACGUGAGUUUCCCGAACAGGAUCCCAAUUAUGUGCAACAUUGCAUUGAGUUGACCAAAACCCGGUUCGCUCUGGGUAUUAAUCUGCUUCGUAUUACGUCCGAGGAGGUGGUUAGCAAUCGGGGCGAUUUAACCACCGAAUGGAAACAGUACUUCUAUUCCUGCAUUACCAUGUGUAUACCCGAUGUCAUGGACUUAGUCACCAAAUAUUUACUAAUCUCCGUUUGUCAUAUCAAUGGUAAAGACAUACAUACGACCAUACCAAACACUCUCAUGGAUUUUAGUCUAACCUCAGCGCUGCCAAAUGACAAUCAACUAAGUUCCUCUAUACUGGAGCUGCUCAGCUGCGUGCAGCAUUUAGUCUCCUGGAUACGCACCGACCUGAUCUCGGAGUAUUUCCUAAUGAGUAUACUUGAUCUAUCGCAAUGGCGUCCAGCCCACGAACCCAUUUCAUUGGGCGCCCUCUCGGUGCUAAAUGAGCUGCUGUAUCUUCAAAAGCCCCUACCAUAUGCGGGUACUCUCAUGACGGGUGUCAGCGGACUGCUGGAACAGCACAAUACCACUAAACAGCAGAGUGAAAUGUAUAGCGAUAAAUUUCGAGAGCUGCUGCGUCUCUAUACCACGAAGUAUGCUGGCAAGCUCCUGUUAGAGCCUGAACUGCUCGAGUCAUUUCUCAAAUCGCUCUAUGAUUGCACCAUUGAAAAGCAUGGCGCUUUAGACUUUACUGAGAAACUGGACAUUUGGGUGCCCAUUAUUAAAGGUAUAGCUCAGCAGGGUGGCAAGAUGACGCGUAAUCAUAAUGUUUUACUGCAACUUGUAGCCGAGAUAAUGCGUCGCACACAAUUUGAACAUAAUAAAUCAGAGCUGGAGCUCCUGGAUAACGAGCUCAUGGAGGAUAAUUCACCCACUGAAUGGCAACAAUAUGUGGACCAAUGUUUCGAGUGCUUAGCACUUUUGGCCAGUACACGUGGUGCCAAUGUCGUCUUCGCGCAAGUUUUUGGCCACUGGUCCCGCCCUCAUCUCUAUUUGCUAUCCAUUGAGCAUGCGCUUGACCAUGAGCGUCCGAUGGAGGUGGCGCGUAAAUUAAAAUGUGCCAGUUUUGGUGAGCACUUGCGUGAUUUUGCGACAGUGUGCCAGGCUGUGGUCAGAUUAGCGCCUUUAAUGGAUCCUAGUGCUAUGUCGCCCGAGGAUAGCAGGGAGGUGGAGUGCCAGAUGCAAAUGCUGACGGAUAGUCUAUUGCAGACGCUCCAGCUGUUGGCUAACAAUAAAAUCAAUAGCUUCGAUGUGGACAAGACGAGCUUUCAGACUGAUUUAGAUAACCUUUACGCUCAAGUUUUGCUGGCCAUACGUAGCAUCUUUCCGCUGUCGAAAACGCUCAAUAGCGACGAGCUGCUGCAUCGUCUCUUUGCCAUGCUGGGCAGCAUAUUUGUGUGCAACAAUGCCCUAGUCGUUGUUUCGCCAAUUGUGCAGCAAGCGGCCAGCGAGCUGCUGCUCUUUAUAUCGACUGUGAUACGGCCCAAGUGUCUGCUUGAGAUAGCGCAAAUCCAAAGUCUGUUGCAGGCAGGCCCACGCCUGGGCACGCAGCUGCCUCGUCAGGUGAGCAUCAACAUACAGAUCAGCUUGGUGAGCUAUAUGGUGUUGCCGUGGAAGUGUGUGCCAGAGGCGCAACAGGACUACCAGCGACGGCUGUGGAUGCUGCGGGAAUAUAUCGAUGGCUUGGCGCAGCAUUUUCUCGAGCUGGAUUUGGCGCUAGCAGGAGAGACUAAAGUGGCGGCUACUACUCUCAGUUUGUUGGGUACAUUCACGGCAUUGAUUGAGUACUUCAAGGCAUCAAGUGGCAAUGCCAAGGACAUGCUGGCCAGCACAUUCAAGCCCAUACUAACUAAGGCGCUGGUGAUCUUUAAUACCUAUGGCCUGAGCAGCAUUGCCAUGGCCAUCACAGUGGCUGAAUUCAGUCUGAGCAUGCUCCGCACACUGCCCACACAUCUGGGCGCACAGUUUAUUAAGGAAAUGAUAACUUUAUUCAUCAAUGUUAGCAGCAGGGAACAAUUGACGUUGAGUCGCUUGGCAGUCAUGGAGAAGGUGCUGCAAAUGUUUCAGCUGAUUGUCGAACAGCCGGGAAGUGUUUCAUUGGGUCUGUUGCCCUCGAUACUGGACUUUAGCGCGCAACAGAUUCUGCCGUUGCUGCAACAACAGCAUGUGGCAACGGACAGUAGCGAGAUCAUUAGUCUCCUCUAUGCGCUCUUCGACAGCGUGCUCACCUGUAAGUGGCAAUUUUUCUAUAAGAAUCAACUGACGAAUGGUCAUAACGGCGGCGGCAGUAAUGGCUUGCACAAUUUUAACUGCAGCGACAAUUUGCACCCGGAACACUUUAUGGCCAUAUUCAAUGCCUAUGGGCAAAUGCUUGUUAGUGGAACAGAUCCUAGCAAUGUGCGCAGUGUGCUACUCUCCAUGCAGAAUGUGAACGAGCGUAGCCGUCUGUAUCAGCGGGCCCUGUUCAAGGAGCAGUUGUUGGGAUCCUUUCAGCGUGCGCUGCUUAAUUUACUACUGACUGGGGAGGGAGCGUUGCAUUUCGAUUUGAUUGCCCAGGCCCUGUAUGCGAUGGGUCAGGUCGACCGGAGGCAGUUGCAUGAGAGCUUUGCCAAUGCAGCGUUGCCGGUGACGCAAACGGCGCUCGAAGAGAUUUGCCAGACAAGUGACAUUCCAACGUUUACUCAGAAAUUGACGCAACUCAUGCAGGAUGCUCAUUGUGUGCAUCUUACGGAGACGGCGUAGACAAUAUUAAAUCGCUUAGGAACUGUAUGUGUGUGUGUGAUUGUGAUUGCGUGUUUCAGUGGCUUAGUGUGCUGUACAUAGAGUGGACUUUUAUGCUUUUCUUUUCUCUCAAAUCGUCCUGUUUUCCGCCCCAUGCAUCAUGAUAUACGCUCUCGCCUGUUCUAUAAUUUUAAGCAUUAUUCAUGUACUGCUAAUAUGUAUGCCAUACUUCGAGCUUGGCCGCCUAAAUGCCUGGCCUCUCCUCUCCUCUAUUGUGUCAUUGCUCAGAUUUUAUGCUCUUAUAUUUAAAGGAAAUGUUUAUUUGAUCUUCCCAUAUGUGUACAUUGUAUGGCGGCCUGCAAGAACUGCAACAAUGCCUGGAACGCCUGCUAUUUCGUAUUUUGAAGUACAUAUACUAUUUUAUUUUAUUUGAUUUUUUUUUUACAAUAUCUGUGGUCAAAGGGCGCAACACGGCUGUGUUGUGCUCACGAAAUUUGUUUAUGUAUGUGAAAGUCUGCCAAAAUUCAUUUCAAUUUAUAAAAGACAAUGCUAGUUUUUAAUUUUUAAAAUAAUUCCGAGGAUUAGAAUAAAUGCAAUUAAAUGUGUACUAUUUUAAAUACAUAAUUAUAAAUAUAUAUAUACUAGUGAUAUGCGUCAGUUCUGGUUUUUGUUUAAAUGCAAUUCAA
This is a messenger RNA of Scaptodrosophila lebanonensis, 3955 nucleotides long. It is a transcript of the gene ebo, whose product is annotated as exportin-6-A. The record is from RefSeq and is a predicted model, not a curated record. The transcript has 11 exons. Gene Ontology annotation, molecular function: small GTPase binding; nuclear export signal receptor activity. Lineage: Eukaryota; Metazoa; Arthropoda; Insecta; Diptera; Drosophilidae. Gene Ontology annotation, biological process: protein export from nucleus. Bases 153 to 3290 code for a protein of 1045 amino acids.